AUCACGUAGACCAAUGAUGGCUCCAAUGAUGGCUCAAGCUGUGGCUGAAACGUCGCAUGGCCUUGGCGUGGCGCUCGAGCCCUUCGUGUUCGUGGAGGCAUGCCGCGGCUGGUCAUCAAGAGCUUGCUGAAAGGUGCUCACAAGUGGAGCCCGCGCAGAAAGUCGCAUCCGGGAAGGCUGAGAUCAACCCAAUUUGAGAAUAUGCCGACUUCCCAAACCGCUGAAACGUACAUCCGAAUGAUAGGAGAGGGCAAAGCCUCUGUGGCAGCUGUUGCUCAACUGGCUAGAGUGCCCAACAAGACCGGCUUACGCAAGACUGCGAUCCCUUUCCUCUUGCCCCACGAGAUUCUUCACUGUCUAGCUGAGUCUUCUUCGUGGCAGGAAAUUCACCGGCUUUUCGUGACGCACUUGCAGUGCUGGCAACACAUAGCCAGUUUGUGUGAGAGGCGCAAGUGGCGCCUUUUCAAAAUCGUUCCGAAACAUCAUUAUUUUCAAGAAAUGGCGCAAGAUUUGAAGCGGAACCUGGUUAAUCCAAACCGGGCUCACGCUUGCUGGUACGAUGAAUCGUUUUUGGGCUACAUCAAAAAGAUAGCCACGGCUUGUCACAGCUCUUCCAUGAUCCAGUCAAGGUUUUGGCAACGGUACCUGUUGCUACUUGCCAUGCGAUUCGAGGAUGCUCGGAGGUGCUCGCGGUGA
This is a messenger RNA of Effrenium voratum, 696 nucleotides long. The record is from the annotation of a GenBank genome assembly. NCBI's taxonomy places the organism in Eukaryota, Dinophyceae, Suessiales, Symbiodiniaceae.